AUGAUUGAAAUCACACCCUCUGUCACUCGCAACAACUCCCAAAAGGCUUUGGAUGAAAACAACACCACUCACACGACAGUUGUGGCCUAUUGUGCUGCCUCCGAAAACAUUCUUGAAACCUAUAAAACACAAGCUUUGAAAUUGGGUGAACUUCUCGCUCAAAACUCCAUUCGUCUUCGUUAUGGAGCUGGCAAUACUGGACUCAUGUUCCGAGUGGCUCAAUCCUGUAUGGAACAUGGAGGCCAUGUCGUUGGAAUUGUUCCUCAAUUUAUGGUCGAUCGGAAUUGGACGAUUGAGAAGAAUUUUGUAUCCGAGUUAAUCAUCACAGAAACCAUGCACGAGAGAAAACAAUUACUCAUUUCGGGAGUUGUGGCUUGUAUUGCACUACCAGGAGGAGUUGGUACUUUGGAAGAAUUAUUAGAGGCCAUCACUUGGAAACAAUUGGGACUCUUUGAUGGAUCCAUUAUUGUAUUGAAUACUAUGAAUUAUUUUGAUCACUUGAUUCAAUUAUUGGGAAGAGCCGAACAGGAUGGAUUUGUUUCGAAAGCUUAUGAAUUAUUUCGAGUUGCUUCUACUCCUGAAGAGGUGAUUGAAAUGAUUCAUGAAGCAGUAAAACUCGAGGAAGAAAGAAAGCAAUGUCGAAUAAGGCUUGAGAAAGAAAAGGAUCCAGGAGUUGAAACUUGUGCCGAAAAGUGUUUAAAAAAGGAGCUUAUAUAA
Messenger RNA from Naegleria fowleri, 717 nucleotides. RefSeq lists its product as uncharacterized. Bases 1 to 717 code for a protein of 238 amino acids. The transcript has a single exon. Gene Ontology annotation, molecular function: hydrolase activity, hydrolyzing N-glycosyl compounds. The record is from RefSeq and is a predicted model, not a curated record. Gene Ontology annotation, biological process: cytokinin biosynthetic process. Lineage: Eukaryota; Heterolobosea; Eutetramitea; Acrasida; Naegleriidae. Gene Ontology annotation, cellular component: cytosol.